Messenger RNA from Bacillus rossius redtenbacheri, 2837 nucleotides. It is a transcript of the gene Rheb, whose product is annotated as GTP-binding protein Rheb homolog. Gene Ontology annotation, cellular component: plasma membrane. Gene Ontology annotation, biological process: small GTPase-mediated signal transduction. Gene Ontology annotation, molecular function: GTP binding; GDP binding; GTPase activity. The transcript is spliced from 5 exons. Bases 151 to 699 code for a protein of 182 amino acids. The record is from RefSeq and is a predicted model, not a curated record. Lineage: Eukaryota; Metazoa; Arthropoda; Insecta; Phasmatodea; Bacillidae.
UAUAUAUAUAUAUGUUCUAUGAAAAGUUCUUUUUUUUAUAUCAGCUGUUAUCAUCUGUUUGUUUUUUCUGACUGCUGAUUUAUAAUUUUUGUUUAAAUAUGCUGGGUGGGAUGUGAAAGUGUUAUUUGUUUUGCAUAUAUCUGGUUUAAAAUGCCGCCCAAGCAGCGCAAGAUUGCUAUAAUGGGUUAUCGAUCUGUGGGAAAAUCGUCCCUGAGCAUACAGUUUGUGGAAGGGCAAUUUGUGGAUUCAUAUGAUCCUACAAUUGAAAACACGUUCACCAAGAUGACGCGCGUCAACAGCCAGGAGUACGAGCUGAAGCUGGUGGACACGGCGGGGCAGGACGAGUACUCCAUCUUCCCGGCGCAGUACUCCAUGGACAUACACGGCUACGUGCUGGUGUACUCCAUCACGUCGUCCAAGUCCUUCGAGGUGGUGCAGAUCAUCUACGACAAGCUGCUCGACAUGACCGGCAAAGUGCAUGUGCCGAUCGUUUUGGUGGGUAACAAGACCGAUCUUCACAUGGAGCGGAUGAUAAGCACCGAGGAGGGGAAGCGACUUGCAGAUUCUUGGAAAGCUGUCUUCCUCGAAACAUCAGCAAAGCAGAAUGAAUCUGUGGCAGAUAUAUUCCACACGGUGCUGACGGAAAUAGAGAAGGCAAAUGGCAAUGUGCAGGAGAAGUCUUCGUGUGUGUUGUCUUGAGCGAGACACCAGCAGCGUCCGAAGUCUUACACUUCCCUCACUGUCUGUUGCUAGGCAAACAGGUGUAUUCUACUUGUGAGGUGGGUGUAGUUUUAAUUGUGAUGCCGGAAAGCCUUUGGAUUGUGUUCUCACAAAUGCAGCGUGGCAGGUGUUGCGACAUCACAAUCCAAACUCUUGAGAUAAAGGACUCUGAUGGCACUAGAUGUAAGUUUGUGAUUCAGGUAUAUUUUCGUUAGAGUGCAGGCAUGGUGGUUGUAUUGUUCAACAGCUUGUCAGUGCUUGCAGUUAUGCAUUUCUGAUACUGUUCAAGCUGUAUCAAAGAAAGUGUAAAAUUAAAAAUCAUUGUAUGAAUAAUUGCUUUUGAAACCUUAAUGAAAUUUGGUUAAGUAUAUGUCAUUAAUUUAGCAUUUACAAAUAUAUCUUUGAUUGAUUUUUAUUAACUUUUUUUCUACAAACGUGGAUUAUUAUGUAGAGGUUCUAGUGAAUUGUAAUAUUGCCUUAUGAUUUCUACAAAAUCUAGAGGAAAAAAUGUUUGUUCAAAUAAAUGUAUCAAAUCAGUAUACAUACUAUAAUUUUUUUUUUGGUAAUGAUAGCACUAAUUAUUAUAAUAUUUAGUGUUUGUUUCGGAAAUGCAAGUAACAAUGUUUAGGUGUAGUAUAUGCAAAUGAAUACAUAUUUAUAGCCAAGUUAUCAUGCCAUUAUAUAAAAAGUCACCAUUUUAUUGGUGACAUAUAAUUGUAAAUUAUAAACAUGUUGUAGCAAUGCACAAGUUUUAUUUCAUAGACUAAUUUUUGUUUAUACUUUAUUGUGUAGUUCACAUAGUUACUUAAUACAGAUUCUAAUUAAAGGAAGUGGAAACUUUUCAUUUAACUUACCCAGUCACUCUUACUAUAUAAGCUGACAUUUUUCAAGUUCAGUCGAGUUUGAGACAGGUCUUAAGUUAAAACUGAUGAGUUCGAGUCAAUUCCAGCAAAUUUUAUUUUUCAUAUAAUCAUUAAUAUUUGGUACACAAAAAAAAUGGUUCUAUUGAAUGUGUGUACCAAAACCUAACUCGGCAUAUGUACUGUGUUAAGCGAAACAAGAUGAGAAGAAAAUAAACAUGCUUGUAAAAUAUAUAUUUUUUCCAAUUAUUUUUAACUAAAAAAAAUCCAUAUAAUAACGUUGUUGCUUUACAUAAUUAAUUAAUAAUUAAUCAAUUCAUAUAACUUAAUUAAUUGUUAGGAACAAGAUUACAUGGUUAAUUGCGAUAAAGACACAAUAACACCGAACAGCAUAUCAGUGCACCAUAUAAACGGAAAGGCAAGUUAAUACGUACAUCACUUAACCCCAAAACUCAACAAAAAUCAUGAAAAUUGUUAGAAAAUUUAAUUAAAACUCAACUCAAAUUACAAAAACUUAAUCUUUUAUUAUAUUAAAAUUCUAUGAUUGUAAAUCGCGGGUGCGCAGGAAUAAGUCAAAUGUUGGCAUAAAUGGUUUUUUUAUGGUAUGGAAUAAAGGAGAACAAGCUCUACAAAAUGGUCCAAAUGGGUUAAGUCUAGCACCCUUGUGUGUUAUUCUAUGGCACUGAACUUUUGGAGUUACAUCACAAACUGACAGUUUUGGUGCGUGAAAAAGGGUAUCGAUAAGUCAUUUACAAUGACAUUUUGACAUAUCCCCUUUUUCCCACGCACCCGCAAAAUUAUUUAGCAUGGAAUUAGUACCAAAAUGUAUGUACCGAAUAGAUUGGAAAAUUUUUAUAUUACGCUAUUGGUACUUUUUUUUGAACGCACACAUGCUUGAUUUAUUUUUGUUGUUCCCAAUAGUUAUACAUGCUUAUUACAAAUUAUUUACUUGUAAAAGUGCUUCAUGUAUUAGUCCAGAUGUCACUGUUUUGGUAUAGUAUCAUUGAACUAGCAAGUGUGGUAUUUGGUGAAAGUUGUGCUAUGUUUAUAAAUAAACAGAGUUCAUAAAAAAAUAAAAACAAUAACACUGAAAUAGCUUGUUUUAAAAACAAAAUUGGCCUAAAAAUGAAACCUUAAAAACUGUGUCUUUGUUAAUUGUAGACAUCAAAUAUUUAUGUACAGUUAGCAGUUGCUACUGAUCCAUUUUAUUGUUUAUGCAACGUAGAUGAAAGUAUGUAAGUAAAGGAUGCCAAGGUA